UCUUCUUUUAUCCCAAGGCGAAUUUUACAAUUUGAUUAUGCGUCGGCCUAUCUUCGGAUAACUUAGUCAUGGAUUGAAGAGUUACAUAUAAAUAAUAAAAUAUCAUUUUGAGUGAGUGACACGUUGUUCCAGUUUGAAUCAGAAGGAAUUUAAUGUUCAGGAAUCAAAGGACCAUGUACAAUAGUAUUUAUUAAAAACGAAUUAUUUACAUUUUUCUCACCUUCCUUCCAUUGAAUAAUUAGUACACGAAUUUUAAGUUUAUAAAACGAUGUUGGAAUUUCACACAACAGAUUGAACGAUAAUAAGCAACACAGCUGGUAUAUUAUUUUCCUUAUUGCAAAUAGGAGGAGAUGCCAUUUGAUUCUUUUAUUCUUUCUAGACUCAGAUAAUAUUCACUGCCGUAAAUAUGAUAAAAAAUAAAGGUACCUCAAGGCGGAGUAAAAAUUCCAUUCCAGUUUCCACAUAUGGAGAAAAAGUUAAUCCAAGUAAAAAAUCUGACUUUUCUACAUUCGAAAAUCACUCAAUACCUAACCCAAAGUAUAUGGACAAUAAUAAUUUAGAUUCUGACAGUUUAACAUUAUGGCAUCAUCCUAUUACGACCAUCAAUUACUUUUUAAGAGAGUUAUUAAUUGACUGUGGAAGUUUAUGCAAGAAAACUUUAAGACAUUAUAAAAUAGUUUUAAGUUUUGCACUAAUUAUGUUAACGUGUCUGUUACUCAGUAGGAUUUCUGGACCUCAACAACAGACAUUUAGGGAUUUAGAAAAUAAUAUAAAAAGAUGGCUGUAUUGGAUUGGACUUGGAGUCCUAUCAAGUGUGGGUUUAGGGACCGGUUUACAUACAUUUGUAUUAUAUCUUGGACCACACAUUGCUGCUGUGACAAUGGCUGCUUAUGAAUGUGGAGGACUUAAUUUUCCAGAACCACCUUAUCCAGAUAAAAUAAUCUGUCCAUCUGUAAUAGAUACAAUGACUUCUGUGGGAAUUUUAAGUAUUAUGAAAAAAGUUCGCGUUGAAGCAAUGCUGUGGGGUGCUGGUACUGCUUUAGGAGAAUUACCCCCUUAUUUUAUGGCAAAAGCCGCUCGAAAGAGUCGUUUCACUAGUAAAAAUCAAGACUGUGAUCAAGAUGAUCUGAAAGAAUUAGAAAUGUUAGAGACCAUUGAAAAUGGAGGAAAUGUCUCUUUUGUAUUACGUUUUAAAUUAGCUAUGAAAAAUUUUGUCCACAAAGCUGGAUUCUGGGGCAUAUUAGCGUGUGCAUCGAUUCCAAAUCCUUUAUUUGAUCUUGCUGGACUUACUUGUGGUCAUUAUCUUAUUCCAUUUUGGACAUUUUUUGGAGCAACGCUUAUUGGUAAAGCAGUUAUAAAAAUGCAUAUACAACAAUUAGCUGUAAUUAUAGCGUUCAAUGAAGAACUUGUUGACAAAGUAAUCAAUUUCCUCGCUACUGUGCCUUUUGUUGGGGAGAAUUUUCAAGAACCAUUUAGAAAAUACCUAACGGAACAGAAACGAAAUUUACACAGUAAAACCUCAUCGGAAGGAUCAACACUUAUAUCAUGGUUGUUUGAUAAGUUCGUUAUUUUGAUGAUAAUCUACUUUUGCAUAACUAUUGUUCAUGCAUUAGCGCGUAAUCACAGUCGAAGACGAUUGAAAGCGACGAGAGAUUGAAAGGGUAUAAUAUUGUAAAAAUAAGAAAAUCAAUUUCCAACAAAACAGAAAUAAAAUUUUUAACUUAUUUCCGAAUACUUCAA
This is a messenger RNA of Leptopilina heterotoma, 1740 nucleotides long. Its product is annotated as vacuole membrane protein 1-like. The transcript is spliced from 6 exons. NCBI's taxonomy places the organism in Eukaryota, Metazoa, Arthropoda, Insecta, Hymenoptera, Figitidae. The coding region runs from base 407 to 1657 and encodes 416 amino acids. The record is from RefSeq and is a predicted model, not a curated record.